Microstroma glucosiphilum is the source of this 2669-nucleotide messenger RNA. RefSeq names its product acetyl-CoA synthetase-like protein. Gene Ontology annotation, cellular component: cytosol. The record is from RefSeq and is a predicted model, not a curated record. Gene Ontology annotation, molecular function: acetoacetate-CoA ligase activity. Lineage: Eukaryota; Fungi; Basidiomycota; Exobasidiomycetes; Microstromatales; Microstromataceae. The transcript has 5 exons. The coding region runs from base 63 to 2243 and encodes 726 amino acids.
UAGCCGAAUUGAGCUCUACCCCGCCCUUUCCUUUCCACAUUUGCACCGGACACGAGGUAACAAUGCCGACACCUACUCCAAUAUGGUCAGCGACCAAGGAACAGAUCGAGGCUCAUCCCCUGAAGGCUUUCAUGAGGCUUGCUAAGCAGCGCUUCGGCUUGAAUCUGCAGACCUAUGAGGACGUGCACGACUUCUCCACCAGUGACUAUCAAAGGUUCUGGCAGCUGAUCUGGGAAUUUGCUCAGAUCCAAGGACAGAAAUUCGACAAGGUCAUUUCUGACGCCAAUGCCCUGCCCGCCGACCUGCCCCAAUGGUUCAUUGGCGCCCGUUACUCCUUGGCCGAGAAUGUGCUCUUUCCUCAGUCGUACCUGGACGGAAAUGGCAAACCAGUACACUCAGUGCCCUCUCCCGAAGAUCAAGCCCUGCUAGAGAUUCCAGAAGGCGGGGGUCUCAAGGAUAGCCCAGAACACCUACAGGCCCGCGGGGUGACUUGGGGCGAGCUUCGACGUCGCGUCGCCCUCCUUGCCGAAGUUUUGAGGCGCAAAGGUGUCAAGGCCGGAGAUCGGGUGGCUAGUAUCAGUGCCAAUACCGCCAAUCCCAUCGUCACCCUGCUCGCACUGAACAGCAUCGGUGCUGUAUACGCUCUCGUUGCGACCGACGCUGGACCCGAGGCCAUCUAUUCACGACUUUCUCAGAUUCGCCCGAAGCUGAUCACGACGGACGACGUGGUCACAUACAACGGCAAGACGGUGAAUGUGCUUGGUCGAGUACAGGCUGUCGCGGAGAGACUCAAGAAGGACGGAAAGCUAGACGAUCCAGAAGCAUUCGAAGUGAUCAUCUACAGAAGCGAUCGACGAAUAGAAGGCAAAGCACCUGAGUGGUCUUCAUCGCAUGUCAAAGGCAUCAACUACGAAGAGCUGGUCAAGCGCGUGGGGCUGUCCACGACAGACAGUAUUACCCCUCGUUUCGAUCGCUUUGGUGCAAUGCAUCCCGUACAGAUCUUCUUCUCUUCCGGUUCAACGGGAGAACCGAAAUGUAUGCUUCAAGGGCAGACAAUGCUGCUCAACCUGAAAAAAGAAGCUCACUUCAGCUAUGGUCUCCGCCCCGGCGACUCCUGGCUUCAGAUCACGACCUGCGGCUGGAUCAUGUGGGCUUACCAUCUGCAAGCGCUUGGUGUCGGUGGGAGAGCCGUUUUGUUUGACGGUGCUCCUCUGUAUCCCAACCCGGCGCACAUCCCUCGACUGGCAGCCGAGCACAAGCUCACAGGAUUUGGUGCUUCUCCUCGCUACCUCACCGAGCUUGCCAAAUAUUGCUCCAGCUCUGGCUUGCGGCUGAAGAGGGAUCUUGACUUGUCCUCAAUGCGCAUCAUGACAUCGACCGGAUCUCCGCUGUCUAUCGAGAAUGCUAGAUUUUUCUACGAGGCCUUCCCUGCUCAUGUGCAUCUUGCAAGUAUGAGCGGUGGUACAGAUCUGGCUGGCACAAUCACCGGUCCACAGGCAUUGCUGCCCCUCUACGGCCAUCUCAUGCAGUCAAAGACGAUCGGGAUCGCCCUCGAGAUCUGGGAUCCUGUGACGGGAGAGAACGUAGAAGACAGUGGUCAAGCCGGAGAGUUGGUAAUCACCAAGCCGUUCCCGACGCAACCGAUAUGCUUCUUUGGCCCAGAGGACAAGAAGGAUGCCCUAGCGGCAAAGUAUCAGGAAUCUUACUUCGAGAGGUUCCCAGGCAAGAAGGUAUGGGCUCAAGGCGACUUCAUCCUGAAAGACGUGGCCACCGGAGGCUAUGAGAUCACUGGUAGAUCUGAUGGCGUCCUCAAUCCAUCUGGAGUUCGAUUUGGCUCAGCCGAGAUCUACAACGUCAUCGAGAAGUUCCCUUAUGUAGCCGACUCGGUCUGCGUGGGCCAGAGGCGACCGGGCAAAGACUCUGACGAGCGAGUGCUGCUCUUUGCGCAGAUGAGAGAGGGAGAGGAGCUGACAGACGACAGGAUUACAGAGCUAAAGGAUGCCAUCGCUCAGGCGCAUAGCAAGAGACAUGUGCCUGCCCACAUCUUCCCUGUCAAGGCGGUGCCAGUGACGCUGACGGGCAAGAAGACGGAGAUUGCCAUCAAGUCGGUCGUCUGCGGACAGGUUGACUUCAAGCCGAGCAGCGCCACUGCCAAUCCCGAAGCCCUGGAUGAGUACAGACCGUACGCUGACCUGGAAGGCGUGCUGAGGAAGAAGGGACAGGCAACAGCGUCGAAGCUGUGAGGUACGGCGGGUAAACUCCGUCGGGCAGCUUCGGUGUCAAAGAGACCGAGGAAUGCGAGGAGCUUCAUGCGAAUUUCGCCGGCUGUGGCUCCCUGAAAUCAUGGAAAAGAUUGCCAAUGCAAGCGUGGUGCAGCAAAAGUAGCGUGCCUGCAUGAAGAUGAGGCAGCACGAGCCCGCCAGAAGAGGGAGUAGAAGCCAUAGGACGGAGGAUGAGCGUCGGCGGGUCCCCCUGCCUCCUUUCUUCCCGAGCCCCAGUGUGGCGGAACAAUCGCCGAUGAUCUUUCCGCCUCCGGCUCCGAAAUGGCCGAGAGAUGGCCCGCACGUACCUGACCGGCGGGGAACAUCCGCCUGGCCCUGAUCUUGUCCAGAUGUGAUCGUAUACUGUGUGAAUCAUUGAUCAGCAUCACCGAAAGAACAUUGCACGAC